AUGUCGUCUCUUAGCAGGGAGCUGGUUUUCCUCAUCCUGCAGUUCCUCGAUGAGGAGAAGUUCAAGGAGACGGUGCACAAGCUGGAGCAGGAGUCGGGCUUCUACUUCAACAUGAAGCACUUCGAGGACCUCGUGCAGGGCGGCGAGUGGGACGAGGUGGAGAGGUACCUCAGCGGCUUCACCAAGGUGGAGGACAACCGCUACUCCAUGAAGAUCUUCUUUGAGAUCCGCAAGCAGAAGUACCUCGAGGCCCUUGAUAGGCAUGAUAGGGCCAAGGCUGUGGAGAUUCUCGUGAAGGAUCUCAAGGUGUUCGCCUCCUUCAAUGAGGAGCUGUUCAAGGAGAUAACACAGCUGCUGACCUUGGAGAAUUUUAGGCAAAAUGAGCAGCUGUCCAAGUACGGGGACACAAAGUCAGCCCGGAAUAUCAUGCUUUUGGAGCUCAAAAAGCUCAUUGAAGCGAACCCCCUGUUCCGGGACAAGCUGAAUUUCCCACCAUUCAAAGCUUCGAGGCUUCGCACAUUGAUCAAUCAAAGUCUAAACUGGCAACAUCAGCUCUGCAAGAACCCCAGACCAAACCCUGACAUCAAGACACUCUUUACUGAUCACUCUUGUGCUGCUCCUACCAAUGGAGCAAGAGCACCUCCACCUGCCAAUGGUCCGCUUGUUGGAUCCAUCCCUAAGUCAGCUGGAUUUCCACCAAUGGGUGCUCAUGCUCCAUUUCAACCUGUGGUGUCGCCAUCUCCAAACGCAAUUGCAGGUUGGAUGACAAAUGCCAACCCCUCUUUGCCUCAUGCUGCUGUUGCACCAGGACCACCUGGUCUCAUUCAGGCUCCAAACACAGCGGCAUUUCUAAAGCAUCCUAGAACCCCUACAAGUGCACCUGGCAUUGAUUACCAAUCUGCAGAUUCAGAACAUCUCAUGAAAAGAAUGCGUGUUGGACAACCAGAUGAGGUAUCUUUCUCUGGUGCAAGCCAUCCUGCCAAUAUGUACACACAAGAAGACCUUCCCAAACAAGUUUCUCGUACCCUUAAUCAGGGUUCUAAUGUUAUGAGCCUGGAUUUCCACCCCGUUCAACAAACCAUUCUUUUAGUUGGAACAAAUGUUGGUGACAUUGCGGUGUGGGAAGUUGGUUCACGGGAAAGGAUAGCUCACAAGACUUUCAAAGUUUGGGAUAUUGGUUCCUGUACCUUGCCUCUGCAGGCUUCGCUGAUGAAAGAUGCUGCAAUAUCUGUCAAUAGAUGUCUGUGGAGCCCAGAUGGAACUAUUCUAGGUGUUGCUUUCUCGAAGCAUAUUGUUCAGACAUAUACUUUUGUCCCUAAUGGAGAUUUGCGGCAGCAAGCAGAGAUUGAUGCACACAUCGGUGGGGUUAAUGAUAUAGCCUUCUCUCACCCUAAUAAAACUCUAUCUAUCAUUACAUGUGGUGAUGAUAAACUCAUUAAGGUUUGGGAUGCUCAAACAGGACAAAAGCAGUACACUUUUGAAGGCCAUGAAACUCCUGUGUAUUCUGUAUGCCCUCACUACAAGGAGUCCAUUCAGUUUAUCUUCUCUACUGCCAUUGAUGGGAAAAUCAAGGCAUGGUUGUAUGAUUGCUUGGGCUCAAGAGUUGACUAUGAUGCUCCUGGACAUUGGUGUACUACCAUGGCUUACAGUGCUGAUGGUACAAGGCUAUUCUCUUGUGGUACUAGUAAAGAAGGUGAUUCACACUUGGUUGAAUGGAAUGAAACUGAAGGGGCUAUUAAGAGGACAUACAAUGGCUUCAGGAAACGUUCACUCGGUGUUGUUCAGUUUGACACAACUAGGAAUCGCUUCUUGGCUGCUGGAGAUGAAUUUCUUGUUAAAUUCUGGGAUAUGGAUAACAAUAACAUACUAACAACAACAGACUGUGACGGUGGACUGCCAGCAAGCCCUCGUCUGAGAUUCAAUAGAGAAGGUUCAUUACUUGCAGUUACAACAAGUGAUAAUGGAAUAAAAAUACUUGCCAACACUGAUGGACAGCGCUUGCUUAGGAUGCUUGAGAGUAGAGCAUUUGAUGGCUCUAGAGGACCUCCUCAACAAAUAAAUACCAAGCCUCCAAUUGUUGCCCUUGGUCCUGUUUCAAAUGUCAGCAGUCCUAUAGCAGUAAAUGCCGAGCGACCUGAUCGGAUCUUGCCUGCAGUGUCGACAAGUGGCUUGGCACCUAUGGAUCCAAGCAGAACUCCAGAUGUUAAACCAAGAAUAACAGAUGAAUCCGAAAAGGUCAAAACCUGGAAGUUGGCUGACAUUGUCGACAAUGGACAUCUUCGAGCCCUGCAUUUGACAGACACGGACACGAACCCAAGCAAAGUUGUCCGUUUGUUAUAUACAAAUAAUGGGAUUGCACUCUUGGCUCUUGGCUCCAAUGCUGUUCAUAAGUUGUGGAAAUGGCAACGGGGCGACAGAAAUCCUAGUGGCAAGGUCAAAAGUAAGCUCAAGGGACAUCAAAAGAAGAUUACUGGGCUGGCCUUUUCUCAAUCAAUGAAUGUGCUAGUAUCAUCAGGCGCUGAUGCUCAGCUAUGUGUGUGGAGUAUUGAUGGUUGGGAAAAAAAGAAAUCAAGAUAUAUUCAGCCCCCAGCAAACCGACCUGGCACUUUGGUUGGUGAUACAAGGGUGCAGUUCCACAAUGACCAGACACAUCUUUUGUGGUCUCCAAGAGAUGCACUCCCAGCUCCGAUAUCAAGUGCAAUAUACUCGUGUGAUGGUCUUUUGGUCUAUGCUGCAUUCUGUGAUGGUGCUAUUGGAGUCUUCGAAGCAGAAUCUCUUAGGUUGCGCUGCCGGAUUGCUCCUUCUGCUUAUAUUCCACCUUCAAUACUAGCCUGUGCUGGACGGGUUUACCCGUUGGUAGUUGCUGCUCAUCCCAUGGAGCCUAACCAGAUUGCACUCGGCAUGAGCGAUGGUAAAGUCCAUGUGGUGGAGCCAUUAGACGGGGACCCAAAGUGGGGAACAGCGCCGCCUCAGGACAAUGGAGUGCACCCAGCGAUAUCAGCAGCACCAUCAGCCGCUACCAACCAGGCAUCUGAUCAGCCAACAAGGUGA
Miscanthus lutarioriparius is the source of this 3051-nucleotide messenger RNA. NCBI's taxonomy places the organism in Eukaryota, Viridiplantae, Streptophyta, Magnoliopsida, Poales, Poaceae. The record is from the annotation of a GenBank genome assembly.